Messenger RNA from Cadophora gregata, 714 nucleotides. RefSeq lists its product as uncharacterized. The transcript has 4 exons. Gene Ontology annotation, molecular function: cholestenol delta-isomerase activity; C-8 sterol isomerase activity; steroid Delta-isomerase activity. Gene Ontology annotation, biological process: sterol biosynthetic process. Lineage: Eukaryota; Fungi; Ascomycota; Leotiomycetes; Helotiales; Ploettnerulaceae. The record is from RefSeq and is a predicted model, not a curated record. Bases 1 to 714 code for a protein of 237 amino acids. Gene Ontology annotation, cellular component: endoplasmic reticulum; membrane.
AUGGGUCUCUCAUCAGCGCUCUCCAAUGCAACAAUCACCCACCCCUACUUCCCGCAAUCCGUGAUUCUCUCCGGCGGAACCUACCUCCCCAACAACUGGGAUGUCGUGACCUUAAUUGCAGUAUUCGGCCUAGGAUGGGCCGCCAUCAUGUUCGUCACGCUCUUGAUAGUCAAGCAAGUUAAUCCGAAUCUCAAAAAGUCGGAUCGGGCUUUAGUGUUGUGGUUUGUACUUUGUGGUGCGAUCCAUCUCUUUUUCGAAGGAUACUUCAUGUACAACCACCACCGCAUGGCCAGCAUGAACGAUUUCUUCGGGCAGCUCUGGAAAGAAUACGCACUAUCCGACUCCCGCUACAUGGCAUCCGACCCUUUCGUCCUCUGCAUGGAAUCCUGGACAGCUAUAUUCUGGGGCCCCCUCUCCUUCCUCACCGCCCUCCUCAUAACCACCAACUCGCCGUAUCGCCACCCCGUCCAAGCGCUCGUCUCAACAGGCCAGUUCUACGGCGAUAUCCUGUAUUACACCACCAGUCUGUUCGAUGACAUUUACAAGCAGCAGAGGCACUAUCGGCCGGAGCCGUAUUACUUUUGGUUUUAUUUCGUGUUUAUGAAUGGUGCUUGGAUUGUGAUUCCGUUGUGUUGUGUAUUCAGCAGUAUGAGAGCGACUGGAAAGGCAUUCGCUGUUGCUCAGAAAGUCGAGCAAGGGAAGAAGAAGUUGUAA